ACACCCACGGAACGCUUCCGCUCAGUCGUUCGCAGACUGAUACACAUGCGGAAGACCAUCCGCCUCGUCGGCAUCGAGCCCCGCAGCGCCGCCACGCUCCUCAACUACAGCCACAUCCGGCAGCGUUGUACGAUCGGGAUCAUGGACUACUCGAGCAUACGCGCCGACGCGCAGCGUAUGCGGAACGCCGAGUUCGUCCGCUUCCUCAAAAACGAUAGGGCGAGCCGGAGGGCGCCGUGGGCGAAGGUGCGCUGGAUCAAUGUGUGCGGAAUUAGCUGGGACGUCGUCAGCGCGUUGGCGCUCAAGUACGAUUUGCACCCCUUGUCGCUAGAGAGCGUAUUACAACAGCGCGGAAACGCGCGCUCGAAGGCUGACUACUACAACGAACACCUGUUCCUACGCGUGCUUUGCCAUAGGCUGUCCGACGAUGAUGCCCACGCAAGUAUUAGCAUCCAAAAUGACGACGGCGACGAUGAUCAGGAGGAGGAUCAAGAGGAGAGAGAGGAUGAGGAUCAAGAGUUCCAAUCCGAGCGCACGGACGUCGAGAACCUGCCCGCAUCGCGCCGCACUCGAUUCGCCGAUGCACAGGACGUGAAAGCGAACAAGGAUGCACGCAACCGGGCGCUCCUCCACGAGCUCAAGCGCGGGGACCGCGUCAACGUCACGGUCUCACCCCUGUGCAUAUUCCUGAUGCGCGAUGGGACGGUCAUCUCGAUACACCAGGACAACACCCGCGACUUCACCGCGCCCAUUUCUCAGCGAUUGUGGCAGAGCCAGGCCGGUUUGCGCGCCACUGCGGAUCCGUCGCUGCUGGUGCAGUCCCUUUUGGAUCUCGUUGUAGACCACGCCUUGGCGGUCAUCGACGAAUACCAACGCAGGGUCCUGAAACUUGAGCAGGCUGUACUGAUUAAGCCAAGCAUGAAGAUUGUUCGCCAGUUGCAUAUUCUGCAAGGAGACCUCAUCCUACACAAACGAACACUCGAGCCUAUCACGACCGUCGUUUACGGCUUGCGGCGGUACGACCUCGACCGUGUGACGGCGCUAGGGCAGCAUGAUGACCCGAACGCUAAAGUAGAAGGGUACAUGAGCCACAAAGCUAAUAUCUACCUCGCGGAUGUACACGACCACAUGGAGUACAUUCUGACAAGCCUCGACAUGAUCGCAGGGAUCACGGACAAUCUGAUCAACUACGCGUUCAACAUGGCGUCCUAUGAUAUGAACGAGACAAUGCGUCAACUCACUCUGGCGACGAUUAUCUUUCUGCCGCUAACGUUGCUCACGGGUUACUUUGGAAUGAACUUUAAGGUCAUGUCCAUCCACCAUCUCAGCGACACCUUCUUUUGGGAGGUUGCGAUGCCUACGAUGGUCGUGGCGGUGGUGCUAUUCUUGCAGAACGACAUCAAGCGCAUGGUGCAUUACCUGAGCAAGAGGAUGACGCGCCAUCGUAUCAAGAAGGUGCGCGCUCUCUCCAUGUCAGGACGGGGGGCGCGGGUUUUGAUGUCGCUGCCACAGAACUAUCGCUACAAGUACGUGUAA
Trametes versicolor FP-101664 SS1 is the source of this 1536-nucleotide messenger RNA. RefSeq lists its product as uncharacterized. Gene Ontology annotation, biological process: metal ion transport; transmembrane transport. Gene Ontology annotation, cellular component: membrane. The record is from RefSeq and is a predicted model, not a curated record. The annotation marks the transcript as partial. Gene Ontology annotation, molecular function: magnesium ion binding; magnesium ion transmembrane transporter activity; cobalt ion binding. Lineage: Eukaryota; Fungi; Basidiomycota; Agaricomycetes; Polyporales; Polyporaceae. The transcript is spliced from 10 exons.